AUGCGUCCUGUUCACGUGCUUACAAACAAUCCGGUGUUUCAACUGGAUUUAGCACCCUAUCCUACUUCCGACAUUGUAGCACCGGUGAGCAUCGUAAUCAUCGGUGGCGGUAGUCAGUCAAUAACCAUACCGUUUUCACCGACAACCGCCGCUGCUCCAUCAGUGCAAAUCCCUUUCCCAGAUAAAACCGUCCUCAGUAUCAGAGAUAAAGCAGCAACUAUAGGUUCAACCGUAUUGGUCCAGGGAGGAGAUCAAAUUCGAAUUUUCAUAAACUAUGGUCCAAGAAGAUACCUCUCCAGAUUCGUUCCACUGCUAGGAACAGAGUCAUCUAUUUUCGGAAUGUUGUCCAUUCCCUACCCAAAUUACAAUUCCACAUAUUCUGUGUAUUCUCAGAACUCCAACAGACUUUACAAGACAUUCAACUACGUUGUUAGCGACGCACCACCUUCACUUGGAAGUUUCGAUAUAUUGUCAAAGAACGAUCUUCCUCUAUUUGCCAAUUGGGCAACCUACUCAUACACCUCCUAUAUUCCAAACUUGAAGUUUUCAAAGAAACCAUUACCAGACUAUCCUUUUGGAUUCAUUUCACAAACCAAAUUUAGCUUCCAAAUGCUAUUCCCACCCUAUAAAUCAUCAAACUCCAUUCCCAUUUCAGCUUUUCAUGAUUUGGCUUUUGAAUCACAGGAAAUCAAUUUCGGUUCAUGGCCAACACCAAUGCCGACAUCAGGUAUGCCAUUCAUUAAAAGUUUAGGUUUUACGAUGAUCGAUUCCUACACUGCCAUUGUCAAUUUGGAAAUCGAAAGUGUAGCCGGCUACUACAAGACAACCCUACAGAAUGGAAUAGUACUUAACAAUACUGAUUUGGUAGAGGGUGAUUUCUAUAAUGGUCGAUAUGAAUCACUCAUAAGGAUGCCAGUCAUCACUGAAAAUCCAAUUGCAACCGAAACCUACACUGUAUAUGAUAUCACAUUACAAGCUUCACAUUAUUUACAAGGAACUCCAUACGCUGUAAACCAACCAUUAGUUCUUCCUCUUCCAUUUUUUUCUAUGAAUCCAUUUGAUAUUGAUUCAUUUGAAUUUAGACCAAAUAAUAUUGAUGUUACGAAUGGACCAGCAAACACUACAUUAUAUUUCUCAUGUAAAGGUGUAAAGGAUGGAAAUCCAAAGAUCCAAAUUUUACAGAGAAACUACUAUGCCAAGAGUGAAGCAGAUUUGAAUAUCUUUGAAGGACAUUAUGAUCCAGUUCAAAGUUUGUUUGUCAUUCCAAUAACAUUAAGACAAUCACUAUUUUCUGGUCCAGUUGAAUAUCUACUUUGGAAUUAUCCAGCUUCAUUUACACCAAGCUCACUUGCUUCACUUCCAAAUAUCAAUCAAAAUGCCUAUUUGAAAGUUAUUUCAACAUAUGCUGAUUUAAUGGGUCCAAUUGUUAGUGAUUUCAGAAGAACUUCAGGUCCAGCUGUAAUCACUGAGCAGGUACUUGUAAAUUGGACAUUCACAAUCAACGAUCAAUCUGGUUUCAAGAAUGGAUUUUUCUAUAUUACAUCCGAUGAAAAUCCCAAUUACCUUGUCAGAUGGCCUCUCUUCUAUGAAUCUAGAAUAUCGGGUGACCAAUUCCAAUCUACACACAGGGUCUCACUGAUGUUGAGCCGACAAAGCACAAAGUUCAAGGCAAAGAUAUCGUUGGAGCUAUAUGACUAUCUUGGAAAUUUGGCUACCUCAUUACCAUCGUGGACAAACGACGAUAUCUAUAUCAAUCCUUUUGUAUCGUUACUCAAUUCACCAACACAAAUGAACGAUUUGAUCGUUCAAUACGAUAAUCCAGAAGUUGCAAAUGCAACACAAGCCGUCAUCAGACAAUUCUACAUGCCAGCGAUGAAUGUUGAUGUAUCGGGAAAUAGAUUCGCCAAUUUCUCAUUUGAAAUUCAAUAUUUCAAUCCAAUCAUGACUGGCUAUCCUCUAAAAGUUUACUUUACAACGAUAGAAGGUGAUUUCUAUGUUUCGACACCUUCAUAUGUCCAAAUGGGAAAUAAUCUUAAUCGAUAUUUUGUGAAUGAACAACUGCCAUAUGGUUUCGGUGCGAAUGGUGGUAUUUUGAUUUCGAUCUACGGUGCCAUCGAUAGUAUGCAAGUGAUAACUGGAUUCUCAUCGAAAGCACUAAAGGAUAUGAGUUUACCAUAUUUCCUAACCACCACUUUCAAUGUAUCGACUGCCUCUCCAAUUAUUGAAUCGACAAGUCCAAUGACGACAUCAGGUGGAUUGCUAACUAUCUAUGGUAGAUUACUAGGUUCCCUCACUGACAACACUACUGCAUUUGUGUCUCUAGGAGGAGUUCAAAAUUCCACCGCCAAAUUAGUGAGCUCAUCGUCACGUGUCGUUAUUAUUGAAGUGGAACCAAACAGUGGCGCCUAUUUAAUCGUCCAAUUGAAAUAUAAGAACAAACUAUCGAAUUCGUUUUAUGUUUGGUUCAAAGGAAUCGUUCCACCCGAUAUCGUUCCAACACCAACACCAACACCAACGACACCUUCAAACAAACCAUGUUCAGAUUGUUCCUCCACCAAUGGAAGAUGUGAAGAUGGUGUUUGUAUCUGUACUCCUCCUUAUUCUGGUUAUAAUUGUAGAUCACAAAUUAUCAAUACCACUACAACACAUGAUCCUAGUAAUCCAACUACAGUCACCACUGGAUUCGACUUUACUGCUGGUGUGUCUGUGGUAGAACUAAGAGAGAUUGAUACCAAUGGAGCUAUUGUUGAGAGAUACAAUCUGACAAGUUGGAUUCUUACCAAUAGAACUGAGAGUAGUUAUCAAGCAUACCGAUACUCUACAACGAUAGAUAGCAAACCUGUCAAUGCCACCAUUCAAACCGAUGUCUAUUACUACUCGGAGAGAUCUCAGGUUAAGUUUGGCAGUAAGAAUCUAACGAUGGAUCCAUUCACCUUGAAGUAUACAAUCACAGUCGCCACCUAUCCCUUUAAAGACAGGCUAAACUACCUGCAAGUUAUCUUGUCUGCCAACAUCAACCCAACCAACUCUGAUAGUUGUUCGAGUCAAGAAGCAGAUCCAAGUCAAGAGUUGACAUGGAUCAAGCUGAGAGUCAACGACAAGAGUUUGUACGGACGUUUCAUCGAUACCGCCAUAAUCGAUGGUAUAGAAACCAAAGUAAGAAACACACUUCUCAAUGCUAAUGCAACCGAUGGAGGUGCAGAAUCGGCCGAUCACACCAAUGUAUAUUUCGUGGGAAUCAACAUACCUAAUUUCCAAACUGUUGCAAUGUUGGACCCAGAUUUCUCAGUGCUACUCGACGAUAACUCUGUCUGUAAAAGUACAGGAUUAACAACACUCCAGAAAAUCGGUAUCAUUAUAGGAUCUGUUCUAGGUUUUAUUAUUCUCGCCACCAUUUUAGUUUUUAUUAUCAAAAGAAAAUAUGGAUACAAAAUUAAAAUGAUGAUGGAAGAAAGAAAAAAUCAAAAGAGUGUAGAAUUAGAUUAA
Molecule: messenger RNA, 3486 nt
Organism: Heterostelium album PN500
Lineage: Eukaryota; Evosea; Eumycetozoa; Acytosteliales; Acytosteliaceae
Exons: 4
Coding region: 1-3486 (1161 amino acids)
Biological process (GO): sexual reproduction
Source: RefSeq, a predicted model, not a curated record